GCGCUUGUAGCAACCAGCUAUGUAAAGGCUCGUGAAAUGAAACGGUCUCCCAGUACACCCUUUAGUCCUAACCACCUCCUGGAACGCAUUGAGUAGCCUCAGUUAUCACCAAGAUAUGUCCGGCCAGCCGGAUAUCCCGCAGAUGCCAGAAAGAGACCAACACGGAGGAGAUGACCUUCCUACAUACGAUGAUCUUGCAGUACAGAACGGCCCAAACUCAAGGUUUGGGCGCUGGAGGGGGUGGAUUGAGAAGAGAGCUGCUGAACGGUAUGCAGAUCUUACACCCGAAGCCUUAGCUCAUCGACGGCAGAGAGGCUGGGAUCUGGACCAACAUCCGACAGCAGAGGGUGUUUCACAUGCAGCUUCAGGAUCAGCCACAGACCCUCCUUUCCAGCUACAUAUUCAAACAGUCUUCCCCAAUCCGUCACUACCGAUUGCAAUACCUAUAGUACAGAAACACUUACCACCGACUCCUUCUGUAGGAGAAUCCUUGAGCCCGACUCAUCUGGAGCUCCAUAGUUUCGGCUCGCGUUUCCUGCCACAUACUACCGCUCCUAUACGAUGUUUACUACCGAUCCUGGGUGAUCGUAUUCUCUUAAUUGGCCACGAUGACGGCCUUUCGGUCAUGGAUAUGUACCCGAAUGAAUGGGGCGAACGAGGCCUCAUUGCGAAAGGACCUAACGAUGCAGCAGCUCAUCCAAUAUGGAACGGCGAAGGCGUAUUUCAGAUGAAUAUACUCGAACUAGAGAACACCGGAGACGGUACACCGCAAGGCGUAGUCCUUGCCCUCGUAGGACCUGACGGUGAAGAAAGCGUCAGGUCCCUGCGGAUGUACAGUCUUGCUAGUCUUGCUAGUCUGGCAAAAUGGGCAAUCUCGCAGAAGGGUAGCCGACCGUUGAAUCUACAUAACCCAGCUCCAGGAAAAACAACGCAGACAACCCCGAAGAAGCAUCGUAAUCGCCCCAGUCUUGCAAAAGGGCUGCGUAAUCUAAUCGUUGAAUCCCCUGCAGCUUCCACCGGCUCUUCUAGCAAGUUGAACUCACUUUAUGCAGAUUCCCCAUUGGAACCUCCACCGUCUAUACAUAUGAGCCCGUUAUACCGUUCUAAUUCCAACGGCUCGUCAAGCACGAUUGAUUCAUCAUGGGAUGUAGUCGAUGAACUGCCAUUACGUUGGGCAACAGAUUAUGUUCCGUUGGCUCCGGCUGGAUCUCGUCUGCAGAAUUGUUCCGUUCUGUUUUAUGCCUUGUGGCGAGAUGAGAACGUCCGGGCUAGGGGUGGUGCAUACCUAGCUAUUGUCGUGAGGAGUAAUAUUCUGCUCUACGAGACACCAAAGGGGGAGCGGACCUUCCGCUUUGUGAAGGAAUUCUACACGCCACUGCAAGCACGUAGUCUAGCGUUCGUGCUGCAGUCUGUGCAGGAUCCUAUGUCUCGCAGCUCGUCAGAUGUAUCUCCUCGCCUUCACCCAAAUCAGCAUCGACAUUCAAAGUACCUGUCUGUGAGCGUAUCAUCUCCACAAUAUCCACCUCAACUCAGUCUCUUCGUGAUAUUCGAGAAGAAGGCAGGAAUGAUUCGUAUAGCGGAUGCAGCCGUAGGGGAGGUCGAUCUGGGUGAUGAUUACAACUAUCAUACCUUGCUAUCGCCCCUGGCUGGCCCUGUGGGCACUCUGAGCCGAAGGUCCCGAUCCUCAUGGGAUGGGAAGGCCUUCCAUAAGGAGCCUAAGGCUGCCUGGUCACUACCCACAAAAUUCGUUGUACCAGGAUUUGGUCGGGAGAAGGGCCUCUACCUCCUUACACGGGGGAAACAAUCACACAUCUAUCCCCAUCCACUACCUGCUAAUAUUUCAGUCACACCUUCAUACCGAACGUUCAGCUGGUCUUUUGUUCCCUCAUACGUUUGUCCUCGGAUAUGUAAGCCGCAGGAUGGUAAUCCAUCGUUUCUCCAAGUGGUUGCUUUCGGAGAAGAUGGGGUAGAAGUCCUCGAGGUUCCACUUUCAUCACUGACGGAGAACAAGGGUAAAGGAAAGGCGCAGGAGCCCCUGCACGCUGUUGCUGAUGUUGGGGGUGACACUGGAUUUCUCUGCUUCGGCGGCCACUGGGACAUAUCUUCAUCGCAACCUGUUCUAGUGCGAUCUGAUUCAACGGCUAGCACUGACUCAGAAGAUGAUGGGGUGUUAAAUCAAGCCACCGCAUUGCGAGAAGAAGCAGGGAUCUAUGGAUGGGUAAGGAGGGGACAUGAAGAUUGGAGGGUAUUCUGGGUGGGCGGCGGACGUCAAGGGUAGCAUGAUAUAAUGGUAUGAAAAAUGUAUGUAUACAUGCAAUGGGUUGUAUCGCUUACUAGCUUCCAGAUAUUUACGAGGAUGGCAGACGAAUUUCGUCCCUCAUCAUGUACACUAAUUGCUGAAUCUUAGUCCAGUCCAUGAGAUUACCU
This is a messenger RNA of Somion occarium, 2427 nucleotides long. NCBI's taxonomy places the organism in Eukaryota, Fungi, Basidiomycota, Agaricomycetes, Polyporales, Cerrenaceae. The record is from the annotation of a GenBank genome assembly.